Messenger RNA from Gopherus flavomarginatus (Mexican gopher tortoise), 1482 nucleotides. RefSeq lists its product as uncharacterized. The record is from RefSeq and is a predicted model, not a curated record. Gene Ontology annotation, cellular component: nucleus. Bases 111 to 1226 code for a protein of 371 amino acids. Lineage: Eukaryota; Metazoa; Chordata; Testudines; Testudinidae. The transcript has 2 exons.
GUCCCCCGCGCUCGUGCGCGGCGUUGGUCUCCUGAGCAGGGCUCGGGCUGUGGCCUAGCGGCGGCCCCGCAGCGAUCGCGGCGGCCCGCGGGCCCCGCCCGCCGGGGAGGAUGAUGGCCGAGGACUCGCCCAAGCGGCGCAAGGCCAAUUUCAACGAGGCGGAGACCGAGGUGCUGAUCGAGCAGGUGCUGAAGCACGAGCAGCUGCUGUUCGCGGCGGGGCCGGGCCGCGCCUCCCCGGGCCAGAAGCGGCGGGUCUGGGAGCUGAUCCGGCACAAGGUGAACCCGGUGGCCGCCUGCCCCCGCGACGUGGAGGAUCUCAAGAAGCGCUGGAGGGACCUGAAGCGGCGCGACCGCAGCAAGCUCUGCCGCCUCUCGCAGGGCUGCGGCCCCGCCGGCCACCCCGGGGGGCUCGGCCUGCUGCUGUGCACGGAGGAGAUGCCCCAGCCCGCCCCGCAGUCCGACCACCACCGGGCCUACGGCUCCGCGCUGGGCCCCGCCGAGGCCGUGCCCAUCGUGGGCGGCAUCGACACGCUGGACCUGCCCGGAGCCUCCGUGGUGGACAUCGGGUUUACAGAUGAUCCUGGUCCAUCCCACCAACCCUGUCUUGAGAACAUGAACUUAAAAGAGGAAAUAGUAGUGAAGGUAGUAGAGCCAGAAGAAAGUUCUGAGGACAUGGCUGUGGUUCCACCUAGCCAAGAGCAACUGCCAUUUCUGGGAACAGCUGGGGGUGGCUUGUCUGGGAAAGUAAAAGCCAAAACAAAAGGCCGGUCUCAGACAGACCAAAAUGAAAUUACUGAAGAGGACCUAAUGCAGAUCCAGCAGAACCAGAUGCAGGUGAUCCAGUCUGGCUUUGACAGUGUCAACCACAACCUUCGGCUGCUGCAGCAAGGCAUGCAAGAUCUCAGCAACAGCCUCAGUAUUAUGGCACACACUCUGGUGGCUAUCAAAAAUGUUUAUGUGAAAAACAACACUGGCCCAACCACCUACGCCACCACCUCUACUCAGACCACAGCAGGGUACCUGAGUCCUGGGUCUCCCCAGAUCUCCCCAGCUGAGGACAGAGGCAGAGCACAGGUGGCUGGAAGCAGCAGCAGAAGCAGCAGCUGCAGUUCCAGCUCUAUGUCUCAAGAACCAGGCCCUUCAGAAUUUCCUAGACCCCCCCUGAGAACCAUUAAGAAAGAACAUCCAAAUGGCUGCUACUAUUUCUGUUUUGCAGAUGUUUAAAACUUGAAUAUGUGUAAAGUGACUGAUGUUAGAGGUGCUGUUGUAUGCGCUGCUCCACCCUGUGACUAUAAUGGAGCAAAUAGGACUUGCCUCCUGCUUUUUUUUCCCCAGUGGGGAAAGUUUCACAUUAGGUGGCAUUUGACACUAACUACCAAUCUCCCAUUUGUUAACACUAACUGUUGCAGUUGGUUAAUGUCUCUCUUCUGUUUUCUUCACCGUCUUCUUUCAAAAAAAAAAUCAAAUUUAUUUUGACUAA